AUCUUGGCGUCGUUACGUAACUCAGCGUUUUCUUCUUGACGAAAAUACUGGUCCACAAUUUUCCCAUACCACCUGUUCUAAAACCAUUAAGAGAGUGUUCUUGUUGCACAGUUGUGAGAUUUUCAAAUCCUUUAUCAAUCUUUCGUCAUCUGAAGUGCUGUCCGUCUUCGAGUGUCCCGUAUGCCUCGAGUACAUGCUUCCUCCAUAUCUGCAGUGUCAAGCUGGUCAUUUAGUAUGCGGCAACUGUCGACCGAAGUUACAGUGCUGUCCAACGUGCCGUGGACCUACACCUAGCGUUCGAAAUCUUGGCCUCGAAAAAAUUGCGAACACUGUUCGUUUCCCUUGCAAAUUCGCUUCGUCGGGCUGCCCACUCUUCUUUUAUCAUUUCGAUAAAGUCGAACAUGAAGAAACAUGUGAAUGCCGACCUUACAGUUGCCCGUGUCCUGGUGCUGCAUGCAAGUGGCAGGGCGCUUUAAAUGACGUGAUGGACCAUCUUAAAAAGGUGCACAAGAGCAUAACUACUUUACAAGGAGAGGACAUUGUUUUCCUUGCAACUGAUAUCAACUUGCCUGGUGCAGUUGACUGGGUUAUGAUGCAAAGUUGUUUUGGAUACAACUUCAUGCUUGUGCUAGAGAAACAAGAAAAAUUUGAUCAUGGACACCAAGUGUUUUAUGCCGUUGUGCAACUUAUCGGUGCCAAAAAAGAGGCGGAUAAUUUCAUGUAUCGUUUGGAACUGUCAACACACCGUCGUCGAUUGUGUUGGGAGGCGACUCCGCGUUCAAUUCAUGAAGGUGUUGCGCAUGCCAUUCAACUGUCUGAUUGUCUCGCCUUUGAUACUCCGACAGCUCAGUUGUUCGCAGAGAAUGGAAAUUUGGGAAUUAACGUUACAAUCAGCAUGGUGAGUUCACAUCUUAUCAUUUCUAGUGUUGUUGAAAAGGAUUCAACAUUUCUUGUUGUCAGUGGUUGGUUUAAGGUGUAA
This is a messenger RNA of Angiostrongylus costaricensis, 979 nucleotides long. The record is from the annotation of a GenBank genome assembly. NCBI's taxonomy places the organism in Eukaryota, Metazoa, Nematoda, Chromadorea, Rhabditida, Metastrongylidae.